GCUGGGACAACAAAAGGACAUGACUGCCUCGGAUUUAAGCUAGUGAGGAAUAAAGAAUACAGGGGCAGUUCGAGCGAGGAUUAAAGGUUUUAGGACUGAAGGAUUUAUUGGACGUGAUUUGGUUCUGUAAUGAGCAAAAGGACUAUAUCUAAGAGAUCUAUAAACAAUGAUCGAGUGUCACAUCAGGAACAGAAAGACAUUGAAAGAGCUUUGAGACAGUCUUUACUCGAAGCAAAAGCACGAUCCACUUCGAAAACUAAGUCACAAAAACAGCGCUGUUCACCAAGAACACUCAAGACUAAGAGUCCAAUCACUGGACUAAGAGAAAAACAAGAACAAAGUGGAGUAAAAGGAAAAGGUGCAUCUCCUAAAAGUCCAAUCACUGGAUUAAGGGAAAAACAAAAACAAAGUGGAGUAAAAGAAAAAGGUGCAUCUCCUAAUAUUGCACUCAAGAUUAAGAGUCCAUUAAUUGGAUUAAGGGAGAAGCAAGAACAGAGUGUAGUAAAAGAAAAAGGUGCAUCUCCUUAUACUAAACAAAAGGAUGGUAAGACUAAGGGAGAAGUCGCUACUAAUAGUUCUUCUAAACCUUCCUUGCGACCGUCUUCAGCUUAUGUCCCUCCUCCUCCUCUAGAGCUCAUGAAAGAAGAUAUUUUUGUUAUUUUGUCUGACGAAGAUGAGACCAGCUCUUCUACUUCUGAUAUUGAGUUCAUUUCAGGUGUAUACAAAAAGAAGAAAAAUACCGAGCCUACCACGAAAACUAGUCGAAAAAGAAAGUCAAAAUCUGGUGAUUGUUUGCCUGCUAAGAAAACAGCUUAUACCAAAGAGAAGGUUCAGCCAUGCCAUGCUCUGUCUUCUUCUAAAACUUUGCCGGAGGAUUUGACACGCAAAAAUAAAAAGAAGGAUGCAUCAUCACCAUCAUCAAAAGGCAGAUCAUCAAAGGGUAUCCUCAAGAAGGCUCCUCUUAUGUAUGUCAUCUCCAAUGAUGACAAACUAAUCAUUAAGACAUCACCAGCUCAGAGCAAGAGGACACCAUCUCCUAGAGUUCAAAAGAAACUCUUUAAAAAGACACCAUCUCCUUCUGCAGGGAGUCCAUCUUCUACUACUCCUGUUAAAAAAGCACUCUCCUCUUUGAAGAGUCCUAAAACCUCUUCUCUUAAAGAUGCAGUUUCCUCUUCUACUCCACCAAAUAAGAAAACUUCUCCUCAUCAUGGAAAGACCCCACCACCAGCGAUAGCUAAGAAGACUGCAUGUGCACAUAUUAGAAAAACUCCUAUCAAAAAGAUUCUUAAGAAGACGCCAACUAAAAUUAGAAAGACUCCAGUUAAAAAGUCACCUAGUAGCAGUAAGAAGACGGCCACACCUGCAAACAUGUCUGUACAGACUAUCCCAAAAACACCAGAGUCUAAAAGUAAGAAGUCAAAAUCUGUCGAAGAGACAGUCACUGAAGAAGAGAAAGAGAAGCAGGUUUCAUUAGAUGAAGCUGACAAGAAGAGUCUAAAAGUUGAAUCAACAACACCCCCUGUUGAGAGAUCACCUUUAAGUAUAUGUGGGUUUCAAGCACAAAGAAAAUUUCCUGUCAAUACUACACCAACAAGAGCAAUUAGUAGUAGCUGUAAUAAUAAUGUCAAUGAAAUUGAGUCAGUGUCAUUCAUAUCUGAUGAGCUGCUGGUAGCUAAAGAAGUCCCUAAAACUGAAGAUUUUCUCUUGUAUCUCUGUCUAAGAAGUUCUAAUGUGCUUCCAAAGGAACUAAGCUUUUUUGAUGUGCCAUGGACUCCUCCCCAAUUCUCUAAACAAACGAGAGCCAGUCGUCAGAUAGUUCACCAGCCAUUACUUUCUGUUGCUAAGAAAACAGCUGCUAAAAUUUUAUUUUAAUUUUUUGUUAGAAAGAACACCUCAAAUAUAAUACUCAUCUUUGAUUUUUGGAUUUUUCACAAGUUCUCACGAU
Amphimedon queenslandica is the source of this 1945-nucleotide messenger RNA. RefSeq lists its product as uncharacterized. Lineage: Eukaryota; Metazoa; Porifera; Demospongiae; Haplosclerida; Niphatidae. The transcript has 6 exons. The record is from RefSeq and is a predicted model, not a curated record. Bases 130 to 1872 code for a protein of 580 amino acids.